AUGGCCUACAAUGGACCACAGAUUGUAAUUUGUUUUGUUAUAUUCGUUACUGUUGUGCUGUUAUAUAUUAUUUCAUCACUGUUUAGUACUAACAGUACUGUGCCAUUUGAUGAUGGGAGUUUUAGAUUUACAUGGAUGUAUAGACUUUUACUUAAUCUUAUAGGUUACGCUACUAUAUUUAUACCUGGAUAUUUGAUAUUCAAAUACGUACAUAUUAGCAAGUACCUUGAGCGUUCAGGAGGUGGUUGUCUGGCCAGGAUCAUUGAAGCUUGUGUGAUUGGAAGAGAUAACAAUUUAACUGACGUAACUCCUGAUACUCCAGUAAGAUCUCUUAAGCAGGAUACUCUAUUAUUAUUAUUUUGUUUCGUGGGAUUGCAAGGCUCAUAUCUAACAUGGGGGAUUCUUCAAGAAAAAGUGAUGACUCAGGAGUAUUCAAAUUCCAAAGGGGAUGUGAGUCGUUUUACUGAUUCCCAGUUUUUGGUUUUUGUAAAUAGGAUUUUGGCUUUCUGUUUAUCUGGUAGCUACAUUUUGUUGCGACGACAGCCUAGGCAUAAUAUGCCUCUUUACAAGUAUGCUUACUGUUCAUUUUCGAAUAUUAUGAGUUCAUGGUGUCAAUAUGAAGCCUUAAAAUUUGUUUCGUUCCCAACUCAGGUUUUAGCGAAAGCUUCAAAACUCAUCCCUGUAAUGGUAAUGGGUAAAUUAGUUUCAAGGCAGAAAUAUGAGUAUUAUGAGUACAUUACCGCUCUUUUGAUCUCAUUAGGAAUGACAUUUUUCAUGCUUUCGAGUGCUCCAAAUAAAGGGGAAACUGUUACAACAGUGUCAGGAUUGAUUCUUCUUGCUGCAUACAUGAUGUUUGACAGUUUUACUUCUAAUUGGCAAGGAGUAUUGUUUACACAAUACAGGAUGAGCCCUGUUCAAAUGAUGUGUGGUGUUAACUUGUUUUCAUGUAUUUUUACUGCUGUUUCACUUUUUCAGCAAGGAUCUUUUCCUAAAUCAUUCGCUUUCAUGACUAUGUUCCCGAAAUUCAUGAUUGACUGUUUAUUGAUUUCGAUUAGCUCAGGAGCUGGACAGCUUUUUAUUUUCUUCACUAUUUCUUGUUUUGGACCUGUUGUAUUUACUAUAAUAAUGACUAUCCGUCAGGGUUUAGCAAUACUUUUGUCUUGCUUGAUUUAUAAUCACGCAAUAUCUCUUUUGGGUGUUACUGGUAUUGUUCUUGUGUUUGGUGCCAUCUUCCUCAGAAUAUAUUGUAAUCAAAGGCUGAAAGCCAUUCGUGGAAGGCUGCAGAAUACCAUGGGAUCUAAAGUUUAG
Nezara viridula (southern green stink bug) is the source of this 1308-nucleotide messenger RNA. Lineage: Eukaryota; Metazoa; Arthropoda; Insecta; Hemiptera; Pentatomidae. The record is from the annotation of a GenBank genome assembly.